This is a messenger RNA of Postia placenta MAD-698-R-SB12, 990 nucleotides long. RefSeq lists its product as hypothetical. The coding region runs from base 1 to 990 and encodes 329 amino acids. The record is from RefSeq and is a predicted model, not a curated record. Lineage: Eukaryota; Fungi; Basidiomycota; Agaricomycetes; Polyporales; Adustoporiaceae. The transcript has a single exon.
AUGUCUUCUCCCGCGACCGCCCCCGACAAGGAGACCCUGAAGCUCCUCCUCCCUCUCCGCUAUGAUGGCAAAACCGUCAUCGAGUGCGACAGGUUCCUGUCGCAACUCCGCAUCUACUGGUUGAUCAAUAUGUCGUUGACAACCAUCGAGCUGAAGGUGCAGGUUGCGCUUAGCCUGCUCGAUGGAGAUGCCCGCGCCUGGGCCACUCCAUACUUCGCCCAACUCGCAUCGGUGCAGAUGGGUGUACAAGGGGUCACAACCCCCUUCAGGGACGAAGCGGCCUUCACCGCUGCCUUCAAGGCCCGCUUCGGAAAUCUCGACGACGAAGCAGCAGCACAAGUAGAGCUGGCGAAGCUCUGCGCGGACAAGUCGGUCCGCGAAAAACGCACCGCUGCGGAAUUCUCCGCGCUAUUCAAGGGUCCGGCGGACCGUUCCGGGUAUGGGGACCUGGAACUACGCGACAAGUACCUGAGCGGCAUCCCCUCCCACGUCUAUCGCAAGAUCGAACUCGAGACCUUUACCACGUGGCGAGCAGCUGAGAAGCGCGCCACUGAGGUCGAGCAGAUUCUCGACAUUAGCCGGGCCCAUUGGCCUGAGUUGAACAACUUCUUCUCGGCCCGAGGUCGAGGACACGGAGGGGCACGUGGUGGUGCACCUCAGUCACACGGAGCUUCGGCCAGCAUCAAUGCGGCCGUUGGAAAAGGAGACUUCCCGGGCAGUUGUUUUGGCUGCGGGAAGCAAGGGUACCGUCAUUUCGAGUGCCCUAACUGUAAGGACAAACCUUACACGAAACGCGCUGAUGCGCGGGCUACGGUUGCCUCGGGUUCCACCCAGGCGGCGACAAGCGCCCCCAUCGCUUCAUCCUCAGCGAGUACAAGCACCGCUUCAGCGAAAUCGGAUAGUUCGGAGCUGGCGGACUUGAUAGCACAGAUGAAGUCGAUGCGUGAGGAACUGGAGCACUAUCGAGCGCUCAAAGAAGAGUCUUUUUGA